GCCAUCAAAUGGCCCGAUCUUGAUGGCGCGGCGGCGAUGCAUCCGCUACCAGCACGACCAACGGGUCGUGCAGGUGUGGAAACCAGUGCACUUGACCGUUCCGAAAAUGACGCGUUCGACUCGCGCAGUUUCGCCGAAAAUUCCUUGACGAACCUUGUGCAUCCGGCCCCUGCCCCAUACUCGUUGCCAGCUCCCGAUGUUCCGCCGUCCCAGCAAUACCACGAUGAUCCCGCAGCUUUUGGGGGUCAAUAUCCGCAGCAACCUGAAGGUUACUAUGACCCAUAUCGAGGUCCCGUGCCGAAAUCGAUGACCUUACCUCCCGAGGAUCAAUACGGAAGGAAAAGUCCCGGGCCGUAUAACGCGUAUGAAGGUGGUCGCACGGGAAGUCCUGGCCCCCAACCUCCGUACGGGGGAGGCAUCGGUGUUGGACGCGUACCAUCUCCUGGACCGCAAGCAGCGUAUGCGGGUCGUACGCCAUCUCCUGGUCCCCAGAAUGCUUACGGAUCCGGGAUCCCUCGGACAACAUCUCCUGGCCCUUACGGAGCAUUUGAUGAAGAUCCAUAUGGAGGCACGGAUCAGCAUACAAUGGAGCAACACCAUCAGCAACAGACUCAAGGGCGAAACGAAAACUUUGGCUCUGCAGGUUGA
Molecule: messenger RNA, 648 nt
Organism: Cantharellus anzutake
Lineage: Eukaryota; Fungi; Basidiomycota; Agaricomycetes; Cantharellales; Hydnaceae
Exons: 1
Source: RefSeq, a predicted model, not a curated record